UAACCGAAGCGCGAGGCCACAUUUUAGUGUUAUGUAGCGUCUCUGGAAGCGAGGUUGGCACAAUGGCGGCCGAGAUGCACUCAUGCUUACGGGUCUUUUGGAGGAAACUGGACUCUCUUUGAGUUUCUCUCAUUUUUUUCAACCUCUCCCUGAGGUCGUACUCUAUUGUCUCUUAUUUUAUCAACGAAAGGCAUUGCUGUUGUGUGCACGCGUGGCGGCCGUCGCUGUCCGCUUUUUUUGGCUAACUCACGCGAACAUCUCUAUCGUCGUUAGCAAGUCAAACAUUGUCUGUUUAUAUCGACGCUAAGCUAGCAGCGCUGCUGCUGCUGCUGUGUGUUGUUUUUUUUUCCUUGGGAGCUGGUGAGUAGGUGAUGUUGUCCGUGCUGUCGUACGGGAGACUCGUAGCCAGAGCUGUCAUCGGCGGACUUUCUCAGACAGACAGCCGCGACUACAGCCUGGUGACGGCGAGCUGCGGUUUCGGCAAGGAUUUCCGCAAAGGCAUCCUGAAGAAAGGGAUGUGUUAUGGGGACGACGCGUGUUUCAUCGCCCGACACAGAUCCGCUGAUGUUUUGGGUGUGGCAGAUGGAGUUGGUGGCUGGAGGGACUAUGGCGUGGACCCUUCACAGUUUUCAGGUACGCUGAUGAAGACGUGCGAGAGGCUGGUGAAGGAAGGACGCUUUGCCCCCAGCAACCCAGUGGGCGUGCUUACGACCAGCUACUACGAGUUACUGCAGAACAAAGUGCCACUACUGGGUAGCAGCACAGCUUGCAUUGUGGUUUUGGACCGGCAGAGUCACCGGCUUCACACAGCCAACUUGGGAGACUCUGGUUUCCUGGUAGUCAGGGGAGGAGAGGUGGUCCACCGCUCAGACGAGCAGCAGCACUACUUCAACACGCCCUUCCAGCUGUCUAUAGCUCCCCCAGGGGUUGAGGGGGUGGUCCUCAGCGACAGUCCUGACGCCGCAGACAGCUCCUCCUUCGAUGUCCAGCUGGGCGACAUCAUCCUCACCGCCACCGACGGGCUCUUUGACAACAUGCCCGACUACAUGAUCCUGCAAGAGCUGAAGAAACUCAAGAAUGCAAACUAUGAGAGUGUCCAGCAGACUGCCCGGAGCAUUGCAGAGCAGGCCCACGUGCUGGCGUACGACCCCAACUACAUGUCGCCUUUUGCACAGUUUGCCUGUGACAAUGGACUGAAUGUAAGAGGAGGAAAGCCAGAUGACAUCACAGUACUGCUGUCUAUAGUGGCAGAAUACACUGACUAGACUCUGUGUGGGACUGUGGUGUGGGGGGACACGUGCCUCUGCAGGUGAUGGACUGCUUUGAUUCCUGCUGGUCAGGAUGCUGAACUGAUGUCUGAUGCUUCCCCCACAUCCACAGCCUCUACUCUGCCUCACCCCUAGCUGACCAUCCCCUCCAUGAAAAGGCCUACUCCUCUUUGAUUGUUUACAUCAUAGUGGCCAGAUAAAGUCAACUAGAGACCCAACACGUCGUCUCGGCCAGGCUGCAGCGUUGCAAUCUUCGCAGUGUUCCAGGGUUCAUUGGAUAAUCUCAUUGCCCAGGAUCAGCAGUCAUGGGGGUGUUGGAGAUGUGAGGAUCCUGUCUGAAGAGAUUAAGUCUCUGAUAGGUGGCCAGUGAUGGGAGGAAGUUGCGAUUCAGAGAUGGACCCAGAUGUAGGCCAACUCUAGGGAUGUCUGCACACCCGGCUGCAAGAAGGGAAUGCUGCAGUCCCUGAGUGUUGUCAGGAAGGGAAGUGCACAGAAAGUGGCAGCAUUAGGGCUCAAUAAAUGGGCUGCCUUGUGCAAGCAGAUGUUCUUAUUCUGACACAUUGGGAUUUAGAAAUCCUUUAACAAAGGGCCUGAAACCUUGUAUGUGAGUGCAGAGAGCAUAUGUUUGAGAAGUAGAUAUGACUCGUGAGUAUUUCUUGGAUGUUUUGUUAAAUGUUUGCAAUAAACUUGUGACAUUCAUACAUCCUGUAGGGGAGUUAGGAUAAUAAGAUUUUGUGAAGAAGCGUGGCAGCUGCCUUUUCCAUGCCAGUGCAAUUCAAGUCUUGCACAUAUUUUGUUACUUAAUGGGAAGAGUAUUUUGUAGUUCAAUUGCCUCGAGAUGUGUAUAUAUAUUGUGUCAUACGGAAGCCCUCCCUUUAAUUGUGCUGCUGCUGAAGUCUCAAUAGAGAUCAUGUGUGAAUGAUGAUGUGUUCUUCAGUGUGUUUGUUGUGUAACAAGUGUCUAUGAAAUGAAUGCCGAAGGCUGCAGACUUCUCCAUAUCCACUGGGCUAAAUUAAACGCACAAGGCUUAAGGAGCAUAUCUGAAAAAAGCUCGACACAGAGGUGGUCAGUCUGGUGACCAAAUGUAUUUUUGUAACUUCUUUGUUCACCACAUCAGAGUAGCGUAACAAAUUGGUGUCCACACAGGUGUUGGUCUCCUGUAGAGCUCCAGUGGCACAUUCAUCAGUCAGGAAAAUGGCCUUUAUGUGUUUUACCUCUAAUUUCACCCACAGUUGGAAAGACGUCUCAAAACUAUAUUCAGUGUAAUGGUAUGAUGAUGUGUCUCGUAUCAGUCACUGAUACAGGCAAACAUGCCCUUAAUUAAAAAAGAAAACAACCUCCCACUGUGUGCACAAAGCCUCAAGCAAUCCAGUCAUACAUAGGAGUCAAACGACUUUCCCAUCAUACCCUGCUGUCUUAAAACAAGGUCCAGUCACCUCUACUAUGUUGAACCUUUUUGUUCUUUUGAAAUCUGCUCUUCUGCACCCAGUUACGUAUAGAACAUCCUCCCUGUAUCUUCAGAUCAACACACUGAAGAUCAGUGUCAGGUGUCUUUUAGUAAUGGGGCACAGAGGAACAGAUUCACCUGUGUUGAAGAGUCAAAUUGCGAGUCUCACAACUCUGAGGACAAUCUAAGCAGCCUUAACAAAAUUACAAAUCAGUUCUCCCAGUUAUUUGGUACAACCACUGUCAGCUUCGUGGUUCCUCCCAUGGACUUCAUCUUCCAGACUUUGUUCCAACCAGAGUAUGUUUCUCUAUCUCUCUCUAUGUGUACAUAUAUAUAUAUAGGGUGUACAGUUCAAUGCAGAUCUAAUGGAAAAAGACAUUUUCAAAUCUGUACAAUAUUUAAAUAAAGAUUAUAGUAUUUAUUA
Messenger RNA from Mugil cephalus (flathead mullet), 3139 nucleotides. It is a transcript of the gene pptc7a, whose product is annotated as protein phosphatase targeting COQ7 a. The transcript is spliced from 6 exons. Bases 372 to 1265 code for a protein of 297 amino acids. NCBI's taxonomy places the organism in Eukaryota, Metazoa, Chordata, Actinopteri, Mugiliformes, Mugilidae. The record is from RefSeq and is a predicted model, not a curated record.